AUGCAUUACGUUGCCAAGAGCUUUUGGUAAAGCUAAAUCAAAUAAAUGAUUACAGAAAAGUUGCUUUCAUAGUUCAUGUAUCUUUGUUCGACUCACACUAUCGUGCAAAUGAAAUGAAGGUACGAAACCUUCAGGGCGCUUAUGCUUUUAAAUGUGAUAUGGUAUUUAGCUCAAGAAUAUGUGAAAAUAUAGAAAAAGGAAAAUAUCCUAAUGCGUACAUUUUUUCACCUGAAAAGGGGAUUGAAACGAAAAGACCUGUAACAGGAUUGGACUUUGCCUCAUUAUAUCUCAGUCUCAUCAUGGCUUACAAUCUCUCUCCAGAUAAAAUAAUACUAACACAUGGAGAGGCUGAUAUUGCAGAAAAAAAUGGAAACAUUUUACAUAAGAUUGAGUUUCCAUUCAAUAACUGCAUCGUUCAAGCUAGGAGUGUAAGACAUGAUAAUAAAUUUGAAAAGAAGGGCUUAUAUCCUGUU
Molecule: messenger RNA, 473 nt
Organism: Funneliformis geosporum
Lineage: Eukaryota; Fungi; Glomeromycota; Glomeromycetes; Glomerales; Glomeraceae
Source: the annotation of a GenBank genome assembly